CAGGGAACCCGGUAAAAAUAAAUCAAUACGAUAUUAUGAUGGAAGAAUUAGGGGUGUCUGUCGUAAAUCAUUGCAAUUCGUCGACGAUCAAUUUGCCCGAUUGACUUGCUGCUGUACAUAUACGGAACAUGUCUUGACUGCCAUCCAUCACUAUGCUGCCCGAGGUGGACGGUAUUGACCAGUUGUACAGACGAUUUUUCCAGGAAGCCCAAGAAUUACCUAAGAAACAACAUGCCAAAAAAAAUUAUCAGAAAGCUCAAAAAGGGUCAAAACUGUACAAGGAUGGCGGCUGGACCAUGUAUGUAUCUGGGAAUGCUUCUUCCUUUGCAGUACUAUCAGCUGCUCGAUAUGCCGUGUUUGAUAGACAUGCUAAAAAAGCUGACGAUGCAUACUGGCACUCAUCAUCAGCUCCAAUAUGUCUCAAAGUUCUCAACCGAGUGCUACAAUCUUCCAACAAUGUUCAGGCUAAUUCAUGUCCAGAAAUUUUCAUCCCUAAGGUAGUUGGCAUUGGCUUACGUAGUGUAUUUGAAUUGAUUAAAGAGAGUAGAGUUCCUUCACCAGAAAUAUGUACUAAAGCUUUGAUGGCUUUGUUAGAUAUCAUUCAGUAUCAAUCACCUGAAGCUUUAAAAGAUGAACCAUCAGAAGUUAUUGAUCCAUUAUAUGAACUAUUAUUGGAUAUGGCAACUGGAAAUUAUGAAAAUGGGACUUAUGAUUUUAAAGCAGUUUCGUGUUCUUGUCUUAUAAGUUUAGUAAUAGUUAGAGGAGAUACUGGUAAAAUACUAAACACUUUAACAACAUUAAUCAUGUGCCCAAAUAAUGCAUCCCCUAGAAAAAUAAUUUUACCAAAAGUUUUAACUAGUCUGCAAAAAUGUGUUCGUGUUCUUACAUAUGGGGAUUAUGAAACUCCUGAUUGGAUGUCUUAUGGAGUUCCCAAAUCAUCUGAAAUUAUAACAUUAAAUUUAAAUUAUUUACAGAAUGUCAAAGGAAUGGCAUGUGAUGGAGACUAUUUGUAUACAUUUUCAGAGUAUGGGUUUCAUAAAAUUGGUACUGGUUUUGGUGGUACAGUUAGUGGACAUCCAUAUGUAAAUGUAGCUCGUACAUCAAGUCAUACUUUACAUUCUAGUGAUGUUUGUCUUGGAUUUUAUCAAAAAAUGUUAUAUUUAAGGAUUAAUUAUGCAAACCAGACUAGCAAUCAAGAAAUUGAGUUUUUAGAUAGAGAUACAUUUAAAAAGUUAGGACGAGUUCAAAUAGAUACUUCAAUUACAUUGAAUACAUCUUGUAAACCUGUAUUUAGUGAUAAAGAUAGAUUAUGUUUCCUUGAUCAAUCUGCAAACAAUUACGUGAUUAAGAGUAUUGAUCCUAGUACUGGAAAACUUGUUAAUGAAGUUCCUCUUGUAUUAAGCCGUCGCAAUGUACGGAUUUAUGGUGUUUCUGAACUAUGGGAUUCUAUUACAGCUGAAAGUGCUAUUAACAGUGCUACUGAUGAAGAAGUAUCUUCUGUUGCCACUUUAAAAGAUUGUUUUAUCAUAUCAGUUAAGUCUGGAAAAGCAUUUCAAUGGUUAAAAUCUAAUGGACAAAGUAGUUUAAAUUGUUAUCGUUCUGUAUGGUCAGAGUUAAGCUUACCUAAUCCAUGUAAAAUCAUAAAAGUUGCUGCUGGUCAUGAUGGAUUACACUGUGUGUUGCUUUGCGAUACGGGAUCAGCUUAUUUCUUAGGAGUAUCACGGCGUGGUGAAGAUUGUGAUAAUGGAAGGUAUAGAAAGCAACCUAGAGUACUGAAGCCAAAAAGGAUAACUAAAUUAGAUGGACAAUUUAUUGUGGAUGUAGCUUGUAAUAAUGGUACAACUGCAUUAGUAACUAAAGAUGGUCUUUUGUAUAUGUUUGGAAAAGAUGAUACUUAUUGUGAUAUACAUACUGGUUUGGUAAAAGAUUUAAAAAAUGCUAAAAUUGUUCAGAUAGCUUUAGGAAAAGCACAUGCAAUUGCGUUGAGUGCUAAAGGACACAUUUAUAGUUUUGGAAUUAAUAACAAAGGCCAAUGUGGACGUGAUAUAUGUGCUCCUCAAAUCAAUAAAAACAAUUAUCCCGAAAUCACCAAUAAUGAAUCAUUAAGCCAAAUUAAUUCUGUUGAUGAACAAAGUGUAUUUGAUGAUGACUGUGAUGAUAAUAAACCUUGUGAAGAUAUUUGUAAACCAGGGAAACAUAACUGGAAACAUGAAGUAUGCAUGGUGUGUACUGUAUGUGGUGAAUGUACAGGGUAUAGCUAUAGUUGUCUUAGUAGCAUACGAUCCAAUCGUAAAUCUGGCCAGGAAUGUGGUUGUGGUGAAGGAGAUGCUGGAUGCACUAUUUGUGGAUGUUGUCGUAUUUGUGCUCGAGAAGUUGAAGAUAAUUCAGAAUUAGCUUUACUUGGACCAAAUGGUGCUGGUGAUAUAGCAGGAAUGAUGAGACUUGAUGUGAUUUUUGGUGUUGGAGAUAAAGCAAAAAUGUCACAAGAAGCAAGACUUGAAGAUCAUAUAAAAAAGCGAUUUUGUAAACGUGAUCAACGAAAAAAACUGAAUUUAGUUCAAGUAGAUUCUUCUAUGGAUGCAGAUAUUGAUAGUAGUAUACAAAUAGCUAAUAAUACAAACAUACAUUUUCAAACUCAAAACAAUAUAAUAACUCGAAGUUUUGUUGAUGAUGCAGUUAAUAAUCCGGGAAGCGAUAUAGAAAGGGAUACUGCUAGAAUGACCAUUUUACCACCUGCGCGAGUAUUUUUACCAAUAGACUGCCCAGUUAUUCAAAUUAGUUGUGGUUUACAUCAUACAGUAUUACUUUUAAGUAAUGGGAAAGUAAUAACAUUUGGUAGUAACUCAAAUGGCCAACUGGGAUGUAGUCUGUCACUCAGUAGAAAAGGUCCAACUGUAUUAAAAAUACCGCGCUUAAAACAUCCUGUUAUCAGUGUGUCAGCUGGUAGCAAUCAUACUGCAUUGGUAUCGAAAGAUGGUAAACUCUAUACUUUUGGCAGUUAUUUGAAAAGUCAACUUGGUCGUGAUAGUGGAUGCAAUCAUGUACCAUUGAGUGUAGAAGAUAUAAAUCCGCCUCAUACCAGAAGAGCGAGAGUAGUUAUGUGUUGUGGUAAUCAAACAAUUGUAAAAGUUGAUGAGGCAUUAAUAAAUAGUAAAAUUUUAUCUAUUGCUGCCAACAAUGAUAUUAUAUUGGUGAUGACUUCAAAUAAAUGCUUAGCAAUUAACAAACAAGAUGGCACUUGUAAUAGUUAUUCAGGGAAUAAUCAGAUACAAUUUGAUGAAAAACAUACUGGAAUGUGGUGUUUUGAUUUGUUAUAUAAUAACUUAUGGCAUAUUAAUGAUAUAAGUGAAAAAGUUAUGGUUACAUGUUAUAACGUGAAUAGUGCUUGUAGAAGACAUAAUGAUACCAGUUCCUUAUUGAAUUAUGAAUUAGCAUUGCCACCUACUGCUGGGAUUUCAGUAUCUCGAAUUCAAGUUUUAGUUAAUUUAUUAACUUGUAUGGACAUUUUGGCCCAAAAUUUAUCGUUGUUCCCUAUUGGUAUAGCAUCAUCUCAAAGUAAUAUACCAGUUGUAUCAAAUACGGUAGAGCCAAAAAAGGAAUUUUUACACAUUAACCGAUUUGCAAGUUUAGGUGGUGGAUGGGGGUAUUCUGGACAUUCGGUUGAGGCUAUUCGGUUCUCAGUUGAUUGUAAUAUUGCAUUAGUUGGUUUUGGUUUAUUUGGAGGAAGAGGAGAAUAUACAGUUAAACUGAAGGUUUAUGACAUUGGUGUAGAAGGCGGUGAGCGAGAAAUUGAUGGUGAACUAUUAGCCGAAACUGAUGAACUUACUUAUGAAUGUGCUCCUAGGCAAAAAAAUCCAGUCUUAUUUGAUGAACCUAUUGCUCUUUUUGCAAAUCGAUGGUAUGUGGGAUGUGCUAGAAUAACUGGUCCAUCAAGUGAUUGUGGUUCUAGUGGAAUGUGUAGUGUGACAAGUGACGAACAAAUUACAUUUACAUUCAAAUCAUCUCGGAGAUCAAAUAAUGGUACUGAUAUAAAUGCUGGACAGAUACCUGAAAUAUUAUAUAGAACUGUUAUUCCUGAUUCAUUGUCAAUAUCAACUAUACAUACAUCAAACAAUGAUAUUCAUAUAUUAAGUGAUGCUUUUUCACACUCAGUUAAUAAGGAAUGUUUUAAUGCUUUGAUAACACUACUUCGUUGGUCGUGGACAACAAUCAAUAAAAACAUAUCAGAUAUGUGUCUUCCAUAUUCGCAGAAAAACUAUUACAUGGAUUUAUCGAAAAAAGAUACUUCGUCAAUUUGCGAACUUAAACGACUGAUGUUUAUAAGUCAAUCAUGUUUCCAUUUACUCCGUUCUUAUAUUCAUGAGAUAUAUCCAGACCACAUUGACAAGAUGAAGCUACAAGAAACUGAAGCUCUCGCUAGUUGUGUUGUUGAAGUCCGACAACUUUUACAAAAAAUAUUAUCAGAUGUUCGUCCACACGAAGUAUUAAAAAACGUUGAUCGGAUAUUUAUUGACAAUAAAGGUAGUGAAGUAGUGAAAAUUAUGAAAUGUAUUAAAUGGUUAAAUCAAAUAUUGAAUGAAUGUCAUAUGACAUUUGUGUCAUGUUAUCAUGCGUUUUAUCCUACACCUCAUUUGAAGCUGUAUUCUCUAUGGGAACUAUUGAUUGACAAAAAAAAUACUGAUCAUAAGAAUAAGCUACUUACUGCGGUUGUGGCUGCAUUGUGUAACACUACAUAUAGACUUCGUGAUCUUAUGCCAAUAUUGAAAUCAACAAAGCCCAAUGAAAAAUCUGGAUCAUUAGAUAAAGAUAAUCAGUCUUAUUAUCCAUUAUUAAUUAACGCUACUACAUCAGCGGCCCAUAAUAAUUUAAAAAGUGAACCAAAUUGGGAAAUAUUACUCACACAUCUUUUAGAUAUAAUAGGGUUACCAGUGCGAAAUGCAAUAUUGAAUAAUAAAAAACCCGACAAUGAUUUGAAAUCACUUUCUACUAAUUGUUCACAUCUCGUCGCGAGAGUUGUAGCUGAACUAUCAUCACAAGCUAUUUUAUCUGAAGAUGGAACAGAAAUAGUUAAUGAAAGAGAAAUUUUACUAACUACUCCUUCUAGAUUUGCUAAAAUUAAUCAAACCAAAACAUGGAAUGCUGGUAAUGGUUCUCCUGAUGCAAUUUGUUUCUGGGUAGAUCGUGCUGGUAUUACUAUUGCCGGUUGUGGUGUGUUUGCUGGGGUUGGAAAUUAUGAAUAUGAACUUGAAUUGUUGGCAGAGAAAAAACACUUGGAAUUUGAUGAACCUCAUGGUAAUCGAUGGAAAAGCUUAGUAGUAACUAGAGGAUCUUUUGGACCAGAUGAUAGUGCUAUGAAUUACGUUGCGGAUCUAAAAUUUGAUCACCCAAUACGAAUUAAGGAAAGAGUUAAAUAUGCAAUCCGCCUAAGAAACUAUGGUGGCCGAACAAAUAACGGUGAUAUGGGGUUAAGUUGUGUAAAAGGACACGAUAAUACACUUUUUUCAUUUAAUACAUGCUCAUUAAGCUUGAAUGGAACCACUCAAUCUCGUGGUCAAAUACCGUAUAUACUAUAUUAUAGUAACAGUCAUGAUAAAAAUUGCGAUUUUGAACGUAAAGUAUGUAAUAAAAUCAAAGCUCGGGAGAGUACAUUAUCAUUAUUAAAAACAGUCGUGGAAAAAUCAUUGGAGUUAAUAAAUAUGAGUACUGAAAAAUUAAGAAAAGAUCCACUUGUGUAUAAAUAUUUAGGAGAAUCGGCUAUUGUGAAUGUAUUGCUUCCAUUAGUAUUGGCGCAUAUUGGCCCGUUGACAUCUUUUUCUAAAGAUGCAAAGAGUGCUAUUCAUGUGUUGGAGCUCAUAAACAAGUUGCUACCGGCAGUGACGUCCAUUAAUUUGUACUACGCUAACAAAUUAGAUGUAACACAUAAAGAUUUAAGUGAUAAAUUGGAUGGGUCAAAACAGUUUGGAAAGUUCAAAUCCUCCAAAACUGAAAAUAGAGAUUCCAAAUGCACAACAACGUCCCAUCAUUAUGCGUGGGUUGAAAGCGAUCAUCCAUAUACAGCUGCGACUGUAUCAAAUUACAAAGUGAAAUUCCCAAAAGAAGUCAAGUGGUUAUGUCUUGAGUUUGACCCUCGAAGUUGUACUGCACAGACUGAAGAUUCAUUGCAACUUUACAUCCCAAAUUAUCGAGAUUAUAGCAAUGAUGAUAACAAACACGUAGCUACUACUCCUUAUAUACCGGUUUUGAAAAAAUUUAGCAAUGACCCAAUGGAGUGGCCAUUUGCUGCUGUUAUGUUACCUGGUAAUGAAGUUAUGUUUUCACUGGAAACUGCGUCAGAUUAUCUUAAGAAUGAUAAAAUUUCUCGGUAUGGUUUUCGCUGUCUAGUAAUUGGAUACGAAGUAGAAGAGCUAAGUAAAUAUCAAGCUCUUGGCUAUGGCCUUGUUCAUUUGGAAACCGAACUUUCAUUCCUCGGAGGGAUGUGUGUCUCAACACUUUUAAAAUGUGAUAUAAUUUUACCCAACGACGAUUCUACGCAUAGCUUAGAACAAGGUUCAGUGGCAGCUGCUGAUGAGGUAUAUGCUAAACAUUCGGGGUUAUUGAAAAAAGGAUUUGCGUUGGCGCCAUUUCUAAAUAUUCAGCAGGUCAUGGACGGUGUUUUGCCAUUGAGUGUUGACGGGAACGAAAACCGUUUUCUCAGGGAGUUCGUGGCUUGUGCGCCGCACUCGGCCGGUUGUCGGUUGGCCAGAUGGCUUCAACCAGAAUCAGUCAUCGAACCGGAUUCAUGUGAGCUUUCACUCUCCACGGCUGAGGUGCGGUGUGGUUGGCCCGCCAAAUUUACUGUUCGAACGCGUGAUCAGUACGGUAACCUAGUUCAGUCGAUUGGAUUAAAGGUGGAAUUUUUCACUCAAUCGAACUGCAAAUCCAAAGCCAACCCAUAUAUAGACAUUUGUUCCGGUACAGUGGAUGACAAGUAUUUCGGUGGAAACCCUAUGCCAAAAACGUUUGUCCCGUACGAGGCGGUUGUCAAGGACAAGUUCAGAUAUCAAACCAUUACAUUUAUGAAACAUUACGAAAAUUAUUCGUUUGAAGAACUCCGGCUGGCGUCACCGUCGGCAAAAGGUGACUCAGAAAGGUUGACCAUGGAGUCGCAGGGCAAUGGCACUUACACCGUGUACUGGUCACCAAUGACCACCGGAUAUUACGACAUCAGGGUGGAAGUGGAUGGCUAUCUACUGACGAAACAAACGAAACACAUCGACGUGAAAGAAGCGCCUUUCAAUGGCGCCAAGCCUCCGGACAACGGACUGGCGCUUUCGUCUCCGGCCACGAAACUGCUACAGCACAUGGGCAAAUAUAGUGCUGGACUUCGGAUUCGCACACAUCCAUCGCUCCAGUCCGAACAAAUUGGAGUAAUCCCCGUCAAAGGGAUCAUUGGAUACACCGAUGAGAUGAGCAACGACGACGGUGAUUGGGUACUAUUAAACUCGGAAUCGGUGCAACGGUAUUGUCAUCGGGGCGCGCCGCACAUCGAAGCGUGGUGUAUGAGGGCCAACAAAUAUUUGAACAACGAGCAGUUCUUAGUGACUGUAAAUGGAAAAACCGGCGGACCGAAAGCGCCAGCGGCCGCCGACGCAGACGACGACAAACGUGCCGCCGUCGCGAUACCGGACACACCGAAGCAGCCAAACAGGGAAACAGCAAAGCCAUCGCUGCAACUUCCACCGCCGCCACCUCCGCCGCCGCCGCCUCCGCCACCACUUAUACCGCCGUCCCAAUCACAAUCAUCUCCCGAACAUUUGGCAGGGCAACCAGUCGACUACAAAGUCGUUGUUUGCGGCGCCUCGGGACACAACAUACGGAACCAGCCGACAUUCAAGGCUACACCUGUUGGUAUGCUCGUCCAGGGCAACAUCGUUCAGGCGGUGGACAAGGUGACCAACGCCGAGGGUGAGUGGAUCAGACUUUCCGACCAGUGCGCCGCAGCUCACUGUGGCGUUUCGUGCGUGACAGCUUGGUCAUUGGCAGCUGAUACGUCACGUGUCAUCUAUUUGAAACCGGAAAAGGAUCAGAGAAUUGAGCGACAAGACUUGCAGUGCUUCGUGCAGCAAAUAGACAAUGAAGUUAGAGACCUAAAAGUGACUAAUAGGAGUAAAAACGCCAACACGCAGCCACAACGUUUCAACUCAAGUUUGUACGUGAUCGAUCAGUUGGACACAAUAGAUGACAACGAUAUCAAAAUUGAAAAAUUGGAAAAACAGUACUCGCCGAAACGGAAAAAUGAUGCAAAAGCAAUAGAAGGAUUGAAUGCUAACCCUUUGCCAAUACCGUAUCACCGACCCAUCGGCCAAGACAGUCGGUUGAGCAAUGGAAAUAUGAUGAUGAUGCCACCGAGUAGUCCGCGUAAGACGGCUGGAAACAAAUAUGCUACGGUCAAACAACAACCCUUUAAAAACGCGUGCAAAACAGAAGUAACGAGUUCCAAGAAGACGACUUACAAACAUUCGCUAUCAGCAUCCAGUGACACUACAGCUCCACCAACCACCAGUUCGUCUUCAGUCGAUACCCACAUGACCUCAAGCUUGUCCACGUCCGUUGAGAGCUCGGCAGACCAACCGGAAUCGAUGACGAAAGUAGAAAUGUGCCCUGGUGUUGCACAAGCAGCCACGCAAACAACACCGGAAAAUGAGAGAGUUAGUUUUGUACCUAAUAGUAAACUAAAGCCAAAAUUUGUAUUGAAAAGUCGCUCAAAUUCUAAGAAUGGAUUAAAAACUGAUUCAAUUUCUUCACCAGAAUCAAAAGAUAGUCAACAAGAAGUAUUACCACAAGAACCUAAACAAACGGUCAAAAUGGCGUUAAGUCCGUCGAUGGCAGAAAGCUUGAGAGCCGUGUUCGCUGCAUUCCUGUGGCACGAAGGUAUCGUUCACGACGCUAUGACUUGUGCGUCAUUUCUAAAGUUUUACCCAAGUCUUCCAAAGAAUGGUGCAGUGGUGACAAAACGGAUGACUGAAAGGAAUAAGGACCGUGGCCUGCAGAGGCAUUCGGUGGAAGUAACGACCGGCGCAGGCGGUUAUCGGCACAUCCGACCCAACGAAAUGAACCGACCGAAACCUGGAAUGGCGUUACCGGCCGAAGGGGCAAUCACCGAAGAGAGCAUGACCAGUUCCGGUAACUCAGAACUAACAGACAGCAAUCACACACAAAUGGAACCUGCCGAUAGUACAGGCGGUGAUGGCCGGACAACCAUCAACUUUCUGCCGCCAGCCCUUAACUGCAUGGUCCGGUUGUGGGAUGAGAUCGCCGCCGACAUGCUCCAGAUAAUAACUUCGGUUGGCGUAGUCCGUACGUCUUCUCCUAAGCAGACGACGGACGGUGGCGGUAAAAAUAGUGACAAUGGCGGAAAAAGAUCGUCCGUGGUUGCUAUCACGCAUAAGCCCAACAACCGUUUAAUCCGGCGGCUGAUGCCUUACUGCCAAAUCAAGGAGCCCAUGCCGUGCGAGCUGUGUGGUGACAUGUUAAACGUGCCAUUGUCUUAUCACAUGCUUACCAAUCACCCUGGAUGCGGUCACAGCAGCGGCGGGCGAGGUUACAACAGUAACGGUACCUACAAGACCGGUUGGUCGGGCGCUUGUGGUGAUGGCGGUAUCGCUUGGUAUCUACUUUGCGAAUCUUGCCGUGGUGGUUAUAUGAAACAAGCCAAGCCGCCACAGGUUCCGGUCUAUGCUCCACCACCGCCGUCGGCUGCUUCCGGUUCCGGCCUGGCCGCUCGGUCCCGGAAGACCGCCGCUAUAUUUCAAGAAAACACGUACCCCUAUCCAGAUGAAAAUGACGACGACGACGACAGCGAUGAAAGCCCAGUAGAAGCAAAAGAAGGUGUCGUUCAGUACAACAACCGCGAGCAAUCUAAACAACUGCCCGGAAUAAACUGCAACGACGAGCUCGUUGACAGCCUACAUGUGACAUUCAAAGAAAACGCCAUGUUUCUGUUGGAUUUGGCCAGCACCAGUGGUGGAAGGCCGACCAGCGACGAGCCGUCCUUAGACUCGGGCCCAUGGGCCGUAGGUGAGUUCAAAUGCCUUAGUAACCUUGAGGCUCCUGUGGCGUGUAAACAUCUUCUACAAUCCGAAACUUGCAACAAUGCACUUCUGCAGCAACUUCGUGACGGUGAUUCGACGGGGGUCUUGUCUCCGGGCAUAGAUGUGGUAGACGGGACUGUGACACGGAGCUUUCAUAGAUCCGCAUCGAUGGAUAUAGAGAAGUCGCCGCUUAGACGUCAAGACAUGAUCAACCGCCGCAAAAGGAUCAACAGUACCAUCGAUCCUGACAACGGAUUAGCAAUGGUAUGUAUGCCCUCGGCGGCCUUACAGGCACUCGUUCCCGUCGACAAUGUUACUAUGGUAGGUUGUUCAGCCAAUGGUAUAAUAUCGAACAACGAAAAUGUGUCCGAGAUAAACGUUUUCAACAGACCAUCGAUGGCAUUUAUUGUCGAAGCUCACAAUUUGGAUGAUCUCAAAUGGGCGAUGAAACAUGCGGUGAGGAAAGCCGCAUGUCGCAGUUAUGCUUUACAAGCGCUCAAUUGGUUGCUACAUGAAGUGUCAAGAUCGUCAUGUUUACACGAUCUCUUGUGGUGGUUUGUGAUCGCACUAUCUUCCGAAGUUCGCACGGUAGACGGGACCAGUGACUCCACUGAUCCACGUUGUCGACAUCCUCUAAGCGAUUUAUACCUAGCUGGUGACUCCGUCAACCCAUUACCACAGGUAUUCUAUCAGUUUCUGCAAACUGUCUCUGACCUUAUGCUGUACUUGCCACCGGGGUCUCCGCUGCAGAUGAUGGCCGUCCGCUGUUGGGAUAUUAAUUUUACGGCAUCCGAUCACAUGUUUUUGCACAGGAGUAAAGUAUUCAGUAAUAUCAGCAAAAUACUAUCGCACAGUGAAGAUUAUCAAGACGUUUGCGAAGACACUCAACCAGGUGUUUCCUCAAAUGAUAACUACGUUGUGUCAAUGCUCAAAGAUAUAACAGAAAAUACAGAAAUCACGACAACCAGUCGACCGGCAAUGGUUCCAAAUUUAAUCGAUCGAACAACAGAAACGUUUUGGGAAUCCAGCGAAGACGAUAAAAACAAAUUCAAAACAAUCACGAUACAAUGCAAUCAUGCUUCUGAAGAGCCAAAAGCACUUUACAUUCAUUUCGAUAAUUGUCGUGAUUUAAAUAACAAAAUAUCAACGGUAGUUUUUUCAUCCGGCCAAACAACCGAACAACUGAACAAAAUACAAACAAUUGAUGUUGAUACUCGAUUUAGUGGUUGGCUCGGAGUUUACAUACACGACCAAUCGCAUAAAGUCCUCUGCAUCGAAGUUCGAGGAGCAGACACAUCUGUACGUGUUAGACAAAUCAAAGUUCUCGGAACUGAGUCGGGAGAAUCUCUUCCGUAUGGUCGUCAAUACAAUUAUUCUACCAUACAACAUCGGCUAUGUGAAAAUGAAACACUGAAAGUGUUCCGAUCCAUCACAUUCCAGGUUUUCGGGAAAUUAAUUCAAGGAAAAGAGACGUCUAUGGAUUCUAGUGUCGAAGAAAGUAAAGAUCUAAAAGAGCACAUGGUCGGCAUUUUGUUCAGCCAAAGCAAAUUGACCCAUUUGCAAAAACAAGUGUGCACUCACAUAGUAGACGCCAUCCAAAAGGAAGCAAUCGUAAUGCGCGAAGAGUGGGAAAAAUCUGUUGGCAAAAACGAUAACACAUCUAAUAAUGGUACUAUCACACCGACCGACUCAUAUUGUUUCGAAAUGCUCUCAAUGGUGUCAGCUCUCAGCGGGAGCAAUGUUGGUCGAUCUUAUCUAGCGAAUCAAUAUGAUUUGUUAUCGAACUUAUUGAGUUUAUUGCACACGGGCAGCGCCAGAGUCCAAAGACAAGUAACUCUGUUGCUCAAACGAGUACUGCCAGAAGUUUCCCCUAGCGCGUUGGCUUCGUUGACCGGAUCUAGACUUCCUUCUACCGGGUUUUCUAUCGCUAGCCCGCUUUCUAAAAGCUACCAAAUAGGACUGCUGGAUAGUUUCUUAAGUGUCAUCGCGAAAGCAUUGAUAUUGCAAGUAAAAGUGAAGAGUGCAAACGGUAGCAAAGUCGUUAACUCGUUAAAGCUCCGUGACGUCGAUUUAGACGAGAACGAAUCAUUGUGGUAUCUCAAAGGUGUUUCUCACAGAAAACUAGCUGAUGACAUCAUACAGAUACUUUGGGACUUAUCAAACGGAAAGUUAGGUGGUAAUAAAAACUGGAUUGAUACUACCCGAGCGGCGAUCGCCGAAAACAUAUUGAACUUGACGAGGUUGAGCAAAGAACAAAGAACAAUGGAAUCGUGCAUUAAAAACCCCGUAUUAUGGUUGGCUUUGGCUUCGCAUUGCGUGUUGCAUCCAGAGCAUGCGGAAAGAUUAUCGUCCGGCCAAUGGUUAAAAUCAGAAGACUCCAAGCCGACUCCCCCGAGACCACUUUGUUCGAACCACGACGAUGGCGAGACCGCGGCAUCGAUACAGUGUCUAAUGUGCGGAAAUCUUUGCAUUGACUGCGACAGAAUAUUACACUUGCAUAGGAAAACUAAACAUCAUCAGAGACAAGUGUGCAAGGAAGAAGAAGAAGCCAUCAGAGUCGACUUGCACGAAGGAUGUGGACGAACCAAACUGUUUUGGCUGCUCGCACUAGCCGAUAAAGCCACGUUGCAAGCGUUGGUCGAGUUUCGCGACACAACGUCCUGCUCUUCAGACUUAGCGGCACCAGUCGCUCGGGCCAAUGUGUUGCAGUUGGCAAGAGUCGGAGUCUGCCGGUAUUGCGGCAUGGUCAGCAACGAUGGAUUGCUCGCUAUCGGUAAUGUCUGCGCCAACGACGAGUGUCAGUUACACGCGCAAACCGGAUGUCAAAAGAUAUUGAAAUGCGGCCAUUUGUGCGGAGGCAUCAAAGGCGAGACGAAAUGUUUACCGUGUUUGCAUGGGUGUGCCUCUGACGAAAAUCCGUCACUCAAACAAGACGCCGAUGACAUGUGUAUGAUUUGUUUCACAGACGCCCUGUCCGCCGCACCGUCUAUUCAGCUAAUAUGUGGACACGUCUUCCACUAUCAAUGUUGCAAAAGAGUGCUGGUCAACAAAUGGUCUGGACCGAGGAUAACGUUCGGAUUUCAACAGUGUCCGAUCUGCAAAACUGCGAUAGAGCACGCAUGCCUCGCCGAAGUCCUGGAUCCGAUUAGAGAGCUGAUGGCUGACGUCAAACGAAAGGCUCUGAUGCGUUUGGAAUACGAAGGCGAAUGUUCAAUGAAAAAUGAUCAUGCGGCCGUGUACGCUAUGGAGAAGUAUGCGUAUUACGUGUGCUUCAAGUGCAAAAAAGCCUACUACGGAGGCGAAGCUCGGUGCGAGUUGGAAGUGGGUGGAACCGAUUACAAUCCCGCUGAACUGGUGUGCGGCGGAUGCAGUGACGUUGCCCGAGCUCAGAUGUGUCCCAAACACGGUACCGACUUGCUCGAGUACAAGUGUCGAUACUGCUGUUCAGUAGCCGUGUUCUUUUGCUUCGGGACAACACACUUUUGCAACGCUUGCCACGACGACUUUCAGCGCGUCACCAACUUGCUGAGCGACGAACUACCACCGUGCCCCGCCGGCCCGAGAGCAACGGCUUUGAACGUAGACGAAUGCCCACUACACGUCAAACAUCCUCCGACGGGAGAAGAGUUCGCAUUGGGAUGUGGAGUGUGCCGGAACGCUCAUACGUUUUAAAAAAAAAAAAAAAAACUCUUACUAUUCAAUAUCACAACAUUAUUAUACUGUAAAAUUGUUGUAACGCUGUAAACGAAACUCUGCCCAGUCCAUAUAUUUUUCCGUGUUUCUGCUCUUCUGCUGUCGUGUUAUUAUUAUGACGCAGACGCGAUCGGUAACCGUACUCGCAGUAAACACUGCAACCGUUACUUGUUCGAGUUAACUGCACUAAAAAAUAACUCUACGACAGCAAUCGAUUUAUUACGACAAAUCGAAUGCCGUCCGUUCCAGUACGAAAAAAUAAAUAUUAUAUAUCCAUAGCCAUAAAACCGUAAGAAAUACACCGUAAUAAGUUCCUAAUAUUUUUCUAGGACUGGAAUCAUCCGGUCCUGCUGUUAUGUAUAUAUAGCACUAAAUUUACUGAUUUACUGAGCAGAGUUCUCGUCAGUAUACCUUUUACGGCGCGUCAGUCGGAUACGUAUUCAUAGACACUAUUAUAUUUUAUAAUCUAUUUACGUUAUCAGCUUUUGCUAUUAUUUCGAUGCACGUGCGUCAUUGUGCGAUUGUCAUGAUCAUAGGUAUUGUGUACAUCAUAAUAUAAUCCACAGUGUCUGUACUACAAAUUAUCACAUAGUUUAAUUUUUAUUAUUAUUAUUAUUAUCAUUAUUAUUAUUAGUAUCAUUAUUAUUAUACAUGUU
Molecule: messenger RNA, 14419 nt
Organism: Melanaphis sacchari
Lineage: Eukaryota; Metazoa; Arthropoda; Insecta; Hemiptera; Aphididae
Gene: hiw
Product: E3 ubiquitin-protein ligase highwire
Exons: 68
Coding region: 153-13742 (4529 amino acids)
Cellular component (GO): nucleus
Source: RefSeq, a predicted model, not a curated record